GGAACUGGCGAUUUGGUGGAGGCGGUUCUAGAAUCGAGCGCAAACAGGCGCAGGCGAAGACCACCCGAACCAGUGGAACCACACUCCUCAAGACAGGCCGACCUGCCGGAGCGCGAGAGUCGAGGCGGCGGCCGGCGGCGUAGGGCAGGCCGGCAAGAUGUCGUCGGUGUAUGUGCUGGAGCCGCCGACGAAGGGGAAGGUGGUGGUGCAGACAACGGCCGGCCCGAUCGACAUCGAGCUGUGGGCCAAGGAGGCCCCCAAGGCCACGCGCAACUUCGUUCAGCUAUGCCUGGAGGGCUACUACGACGGCACCCUCUUCCACCGGGUCAUCAAGUCCUUCCUCAUCCAGGGCGGCGACCCCACUGGCUCCGGCUCCGGGGGUGAGAGCAUCUAUGGGGCACCGUUCGCUGACGAGUUCCAUUCACGUUUGAGGUUUAAUCACAGGGGUUUAUUGGCGUGUGCCAAUGCGGGGACACCUCAUUCUAAUGGAAGCCAGUUCUUUAUUACCCUUGACCGCUGUGAUUGGCUUGAUAAGAAGAAUACAAUUUUUGGGAAGGUCACUGGGGAUUCUAUCUUCAAUCUUCUGGCCUUGGCUGAUAUCGAGACUGAUAAGGAUGAUCGGCCUGUAUACCCGCAGAAAGUUCUUUCAGUCGAGGUACUCUGGAACCCAUUUGAUGAUAUAGUUCCAAGACAACUUACGAAGAUUCAGCCUGCUCCCAAGGCUGAUGCUGAGAAGAAACCAGAGAAGAAAGCUGUUAAGCAACUUAAUGUGCUCUCGUUUGGAGAUGAAGUAGAAGAGGAGGAGAAUGAGGCAGCUUCUUUUGUGAAGGACAAAAUAAAGAGUAUCCACGAUGUGCUGGAUGACCCCCGUUUUCUUAAAGUGGAACCACAGGCUGAACAACUGUCCAAGGAGGAAGAGGAGAAGAAAAAUGAAACUGUCCUAUCUAUCAGGGAGGCUUUAAUCUCGAAGAAAGCUGACUCCAGAGAGCCAGAGCAUGAUCCAGAAAAUGAUGAUUCUCCUGAAGAUGAGAAUGAGGAGGAUUUUGACAACAGGAUGCGUUCACGGAUUCUAAAAAAACGUAGAGAGCUUGGGGAUAUUCGGCAGAGUCAAUCUUCCAAGAAAGAUAAAUCUCAUCAGAAGGAUAAAGAAUUACCAGCUCACAGGAGUGAUGAUGAUGAUGAUGAUGACGACGACGACGAUGAUCAUCAAUUAUCAAAAUCAUGGAAACUAUCCUUGAAGAAAAAAGGUAUUGGCUCUGAAGCCAAUACUGAAAGGAUGUCCAGAGGAGAUGUUAAUUUGCAACUGCUAAAUCCAGCUGAACAAGAGAAACAUUUGAAAAAACAGAGAAAACGCAACCUCCAAGGCCGUGAAGAGGAGACUUUAGCAAAGUUACAGAAGUUCAAGGCUUCCUUGAUGAGUAAUAAGCCUGGUGAUACGGAAACAAAGGCAGAAGACGGUGAGGACUACAAAGAGUGGCAUGCCAACCGUCUCAGUUUCUCACCUGAAUCUUCGAAGGAUGGUAUGACUAGGAAGGAUGAUCCAAAUGACUAUGUAGUGGUUGACCCUCUUCUGGAGAAAGGAAAACAGAAGUUUAACAAGAUGCAAGCGAAGUUAAAGAAGAGAGAUCGUGAAUGGGCUGGCAGAUCUCUCACCUGAUCCCUUUUGAGAGGUGCAGCAUGCAAAAAUGUAAACCAUCAUACUAUGCAAUGCCGCUGCUGCAGUUUUGGUGUUGAGUUGGAAUCGGAAUUUGAGCAUAACAGAUGCAGGUUCGUGAUGGUAGAGUGACCAGAUAUGGACUAUUUGUACCACGGUCGAAGAAACUGUAAAUAGCAACUGUAGAAAACAUUUUGUUUAUUUACCCUUUAAGAAGGUAAAGUUACUGUAACAUCUGA
Hordeum vulgare subsp. vulgare (domesticated barley) is the source of this 1893-nucleotide messenger RNA. Its product is annotated as peptidyl-prolyl cis-trans isomerase CYP57. The record is from RefSeq and is a predicted model, not a curated record. The coding region runs from base 158 to 1657 and encodes 499 amino acids. Lineage: Eukaryota; Viridiplantae; Streptophyta; Magnoliopsida; Poales; Poaceae. Gene Ontology annotation, molecular function: peptidyl-prolyl cis-trans isomerase activity. Gene Ontology annotation, biological process: protein peptidyl-prolyl isomerization; protein folding. The transcript has 11 exons. Gene Ontology annotation, cellular component: catalytic step 2 spliceosome.